UGGAUACCUUGUUUCAACUUUACAUCGUUUCAACUUUGCAUCGCAUCGAUAUCUCUGCGUAGUGCGACACUCCCGCGACUCCCUAGUGCCCGGCCUGCGCCUCAUUGUCAAUCGUAACCACCGCCAUGAUGACCCCGUACAGAAAGCAUGACUUAACACAGUUUGUGCCAAGCCAUGGCUCGCUUCAUGGAACUUUAGAAACAGUAUCUCUCGAGAUGCAUAUCAUUAAUAUUCGCUACCGACGUUUACGGAUUCAACUACAUAUGAGUUGAGAAGUUUCAGAACUUUCAGGUAUCAAGUCAUAAUUUUCUGGGUAUCAAGGUAUCAUGUAGGAAACCAUCAACUUUACCUACGUGGUACGCAAUGUUCGACAACAGUCCACAAAGGUAUCCUUGCGCCUCCCCCACCCGAACUCCAUGGCCAGGACCCGACUACUGUCAGUCGUGUGUACUGCAAAACAGGAGGAGUCGAAACGACCUCAGGCUAUGUCGCGAUCUUCAUAAACUACAGUUUUUACAUGGCACCACUGUAUGAGCGUCGACUUUCCACAUGGAACCCAAUGUCAGCGAUGAGAUACGCUAAUGUUUUUUUUGGUUAUCUUGCGCGCUUGUCCAUUCCACGUACGAUUUUGCACUUACUCCACUAGUCCGGAAAGAGGAUUUUGCCGGGAGAUCAUCGGCCCCUGUUUCCAUUGCCUCUUUUGCCUCUUGGUUUGACCUUGAUACUUACCAUGAUGCUAUAAAUACAGGUGCUUUAUGCUCGUGGUUUCAUCCCAUCUCACCACAGAAUGCAUCCCAACCUUGGCUUGUUGGAAGAGCUAUCUACAGAAGACCGCAGUGCUUUCUUUCGACUCGGUCGGGGCGACGUCGUUCCGGUGCCUUUUUUGCGUGUCCACGACGCGUUCGACCACUAUGCUGCUCUCUAUCCUUAUAACAUCGCUGUCGAAGACUUCACCGAACAAAUCACCUACGCAGAGUUGGAUCGGCUGGCCAACCACCUCGCCCUUCAUCUUCAAUCGUUGGGAAUAACGCGUGGCUCUCGUGUCUGCCUCCUCGUUGAACGGUCGAUAUAUAUGGUGAUUGGCAUCUUGGGCAUCCUCAAGGCAGGUGGCGGAUAUGUACCAUUGGAUGGUAAUGUUGUCUCAGACAAGACACUCCAUCACGUUCUUGGAGAUUCCAAAGCCGGGGCAGUGCUGUCAAUGCGCCCAUUCAUGGAGCGUGUUCCGACUUCCGACAUUCCCGUCAUCUGCCUAGAGGACGCGUUGUCUUCCACGGGUGACGUAACCCGGCCACAGGCUAAUGCCUCUGCGGAUGAUUCUGUGUACAUUAUCUACACCAGUGGAACGACGGGUGUACCAAAAGGAGUGGAUGUGAAGCAUGGAAACGUUACAAAUUUGGUCUGUUUACCUCCAGGAAAUUUAGGUUUGGCGCCCGGACGAAGAGUGUCUCAGCUCAUGAAUAUAUCCUUCGAUAUGGCGCAAUGGGAGAUUCUCGGAAGUCUUAGCAACGGUGCGACGCUCUGUCUUCGUGGCAAAACCUCGAAGCAGUGGAAAGCUGUGAUGAAGACGGUUCAGGUCAUCAUUGCGACGCCUUCGAUGCUUGUACCACAUUCGCCUUCUGAUUACCCUAACGUCGAAGUAGUAGCUGUGGCAGGAGAGCCAUGUCCAAUCUCCGUUGCGGACUCGUGGGGGGCAUCUGCUCAGUUCUAUAACUGCUGUGGUCCUACAGAGAUAACUAUCGUCAAUACCAUGCAACUUCAUGCUCCCGGAUCUCCCUUGAGCAUUGGAAAACCGACACCAAACAACAGUGUAUACGUCUUGGACGAGGACAUGAAGCCCGUUCCUAUCGGAAAACAAGGUGUCAUGUGGGCUGGUGGCGCGGGGAUCACUAAGGGCUACUUGAACUUACCCGAAAAAACCAGCGAACGCUACAAGAGAGAUCCGUUUGCGAAUGAUGGGUCUAUGAUGUUUAAUACCGGCGACCUCGGACGUUGGAUGCCCCAUGGCGGCCUUGAAGUGCUAGGAAGAAUCGACGAUCAGGUUAAAAUUAAGGGAUUCCGCGUUGAACUUGAUGGUGUCGCAGCAGCGAUGGAGUCAUAUCCUGGUGUUAAAGUCUCCAUCGCCCUUCUGGUUGAUGGCAAUCUCUGGGGAUUUGUAGCACCUGGUAACAUCGAGCAUGCAUCUGUUAUCGCUCACGUCUCCAAGAUCCAGCCGUAUUAUGCUGUUCCGACCCACGUCUUAGCCAUGGACGAAUUCCCAAAAACGGCUAAUGGAAAAAAUGAUAAACGUGCCCUACGUCAACUUGCACUCGAUCAGAUGGAGAGGGAAAAGGUUGCAGUAAUACCGCCCGCACCCCCUGCACCAGAACUUCCCCUCGCAGUGUCACAAACAAUAUUGUCCCUUUUAUCGUCGCCGCAGACAUCACAAAGAACGAUUCAGGUUUCCGUUUCAAAUCAUCCCCACCCCGUGCACAUUCAGAUUAAUACCGGUCCAUCAACCUCCCUGGGUGCAUUAUCCGCACCUUCCGAGCCUUCACUUCCCAUGUCGAGCACCCUCCCAUCUCAAGUAUCUCUAGCGGACACCAAAUUCAGCGAUGAAAAAGUCAAAGCCUCCUCUGACAGUUCCAUUGUCACUUCCGCAGCCGUCUCUGAGAAGGGCCUGGGAUGGGAAGGCUACGAAAAUGAUGAGAUACCUGAGAAAACUCAGGGCCAUUAUUUGCGCAAUCUUCGACAUCAGAUAUUUACCCUUUAUCGUCGCCUUUUUGGCGUUGUGUUUAUCGUCAAUAUGGCCAUUUUCAUCGUCACUUGCGUCAAAGGAGCGAGUGUUCCAAAAAUCGGCGAGAUUGUGGUGGUGAAUCUUUUCUGCGCCAUCCUCAUGCGCCAGGAUUAUGUGAUUAACGCUUUCUUCAACACAUUCUGUGCCGUUCCUCCCUCUUGGCCCUUGGCUAUUCGCCGCGUAUGUGCUCGAGUGUACCACAUAGGUGGACUUCACUCCGGUUGCGCCAUCUCUGGGACUGUGUGGCUUUGUCUGUUCACGGCGAGGGCUACUAAAGAUGUCGUAGACGGUGGUCGGACAUCAAUUCCAACUCUCGUCAUGGCUUGGGUAAUUUUAGCCUUCUUAUUCGGCAUUAUCAUAUUUGCACACCCUGAGCUACGCUCCAAGCGACAUGAUUCCUUCGAGCAAGUUCACCGGUUUAUGGGCUGGACCGCAGCAGCUAUGGUGUGGGCGCAGGUCAUUCUACUUGUUAAUGACUACAAGCUACCAGGUCAGAGCCUCGGUAAUGCACUCAAGACAAACCCCUCCUUCUGGCUUGUUGUCGUGUUUACUGUUUCUCUCGUCCUUCCAUGGCUCAGACUGCGGAAAGUCGAUGUGCGCUCCGUGGUCCUCUCUAAUCAUGCCGUUCGCUUCUACUUCGAUUAUGGCGUCACGCCAACCGCCGGCUCAUUCGUCCGUGUUUCCGAAAGCCCUUUGUUCGAAUGGCAUGGAUUUGCUACCAUUCCCGAGCCCGGAAAGACAGGUUACUCGCUUGUGGUAUCCCGUGCUGGAGACUGGACCUCAAAACAGAUUGCAGAGCCACCCACGAAGCUCUGGAUACGCGGUGUACCAACUUUUGGAGUUUUGCGUAUCGUACCUCUCUUCAGACGCCUGGUAUUGGUCGCUACGGGGAGUGGAAUUGGACCGUGUGCUCCCUGUAUAUUGGAGCAGCGAAUCCCAAUACGACUUCUCUGGACUUCACCAAAUGUAAGGGAGACUUUUGGUGAUCAGCUGGUCGACGAUCUCUUAGAAAAGUCACCGGACGCCGUGAUCUAUGACACCCGUAAACAUGGUAAACCUGACAUGGUCAAGUUGACGCAUCGCCUGGUGCGCGAAUUCAAUGCAGAGGCCGUCUGUAUAAUAUCCAACCAAAAAUUGACGAGAAAGGUGGUUUAUGGGAUGAUGAGCAGAGGUAUACCCGCAUUCGGCGCCAUCUGGGAUUCUUGAGUAGGAUUUUCCUUCCUACCAUCAAUUUUGCCCUAUAUUUAAUUUCUGUCUCGUAAUGGGCUUUCGUGUAGAAUCUGGAAUUCUUCCUUUUCUUUCUCCC
Marasmius oreades (fairy-ring Marasmius) is the source of this 4079-nucleotide messenger RNA. RefSeq lists its product as uncharacterized. The coding region runs from base 788 to 3979 and encodes 1063 amino acids. NCBI's taxonomy places the organism in Eukaryota, Fungi, Basidiomycota, Agaricomycetes, Agaricales, Marasmiaceae. The transcript has 18 exons. The record is from RefSeq and is a predicted model, not a curated record.